This is a messenger RNA of Heterotrigona itama, 383 nucleotides long. The record is from the annotation of a GenBank genome assembly. Lineage: Eukaryota; Metazoa; Arthropoda; Insecta; Hymenoptera; Apidae.
GAAUGGGAAAAAAAUAACACCGCGGGUGUGUUGAUUUAUGCCACGCUGCAAAUAUCCUUUAUGUUCUGCAUCUUCAUAGUUUGUUACAUUGGUCAACUUCUCGUCGACGAAAAUAGGUUUGUAGGACAGACAUCAGGCAUGAUCAAUUAUUAUCACCUUUCGACCAAACAUAUGCGUUCUUUGAUACUGAUUAUCGCUAUGUCUAAUCACCCGAUGAAAUUGAUGGCUGGCAAAAUGGCUGAAAUAUCUCUAGCCACAUUUACCGACGUAAGUAACAUACGUUUCAAGUUAACUUACAUCUUAUUAUAUCUUUCAUGAAUAAUGUUCCUUAGGUGAUGAAAAUGUCAAUGGGAUAUUUGAACAUUCUACGCGAGAUUGUUUAA